GGGCUGAUCAGGCAGAGGCUGCUGAAAUACAGGAAGGUGCUGUCUCUGCAGCUAGUGCUUCAAAUGAUAAUCAGUCAUCACCGGCGACAGCUGCCGAGCCAGAGCCCAACACAAUGACCCUAGAUGAAUACAAGGCAUCACUAGAGUCCAAGAGAGUGAAAACGGAGUUCAACAUUCGCAAACCAAACGAUGGCUGUGUAGAUGAGAAAUGGAGGAAGAUGUAUGUGCUGAAGAGCAAGGAAGAUGAUAAGAAUGAGGAGGAGGAGGAAGAAGAGCAAGAGUACACUCCUGCUAUUUUUGUUUCAGGAAACAGAAGAGGAUCGCCACAACAGGCACAAGAUAUCGUUCCAAUUGAAAUCAA
This is a messenger RNA of Helobdella robusta, 361 nucleotides long. RefSeq lists its product as hypothetical. The annotation marks the transcript as partial. The transcript has 4 exons. The record is from RefSeq and is a predicted model, not a curated record. Lineage: Eukaryota; Metazoa; Annelida; Clitellata; Rhynchobdellida; Glossiphoniidae.